CUUUCUCUGAUCCACUCAGUCUGAUGGAGGUGAAGAGCCGACCUGCCACAGUGCUAAUCUGUUCCAUUCACAGAGGAAACAGUUUGCUGCACCUGCUGCUCAUCCACAAGCUCUGUGAGGAGAAGCUCUUGGACUCCACGCAGGAGCUGGAUUCGUGCUUUUCUUGCAGGUCUGCACAACAAACUUUGGGGGUUUUUUUCUUGCAGUGGAGCUCAAGGUCAGGAUAUCACUGCAGGGAAAACUCUGCUGAAACUUUGCAUCUUGCUCUGCGUCCGUGUUGCACUUCGAAUCACUUUUCUCUUAUCUGGGGAUUUUUGUUUUUGGUGCACGGCUCUGCAGCCUCGCUUCAGAGCAGGAGGCGUUUGCACAGUCUUGAGUUUCACUGAGAAACUAAAGCUGGCGGCUGCAGGCUCUGGUUACCUGUCUUGAUAACCGUUGGCGUGACAGCAGGGAGGAGGACGGGACAAGGUUCAGAAGCGUUUUAUCGUCUGUGGAUGUGUGAUGUUGGCGGGGCGGGGUUCGGGACAGAGGUGAACAAACACAGCAGGAUUUAAACAGCUGAUCCUUUUUAGAGGAAACAUUUAGAGAGAGGAUCGUCAACCUCAGCGGGACCCAAACGAGACGCCUGUGAGCUCCCACCUGGGCUGGAACAACCCUGUGAUGAAACCAAACACCCACCCGAAGCACCCUAGAGUCUGAGGGGUGGGGGGGAGGGGGUCAUGUAUGUCCUGUGCACCCUGGCGGUUCUGACGCUCCACAACCUGAUUAAGAACCGGAACAAACCGGAGCAAAGCCAGUCCACCGAGGCUGUGGGACAGGAAGGUCGUCGGAAGGAUGGGGGCGCCGGCGAUGGGUGCUGGGGGAUGUCCGGGCCCCGGGAUCGAGUGGAUGGAUCAAUGAACCACAGAGCUGAGGGGAGGAGGAGGCGAGGGGGCAUACGCAACCUCCCUAACAGCAGGAGGCAUGUCCAGCCGGUCCAGCGGUCCAGCGCUCUGGUCAACCCGGCGGUCAUGUUCGGCACACGAAAGACCUGGGACCUCGGCCACGCCCCCUGCCUGCAGGAUCUCUGGAAGAAAGACCUCUCAUUGGAUGCGAGCUCAGUGGACUUCCUGAUGAGUGAUGGUGAAGACGACGGCUCCUUCCUUUCUCUGCCAAGCACCGCCUUCUCGCAGCGCCCCUCUCUGACCGCCGAGCUCAGCGAAACGAGCGCGACCAGCCAGCAGCUGAUUAUCCAGAGGGUCACCUGGUCGUGCUGGUGGACUCCUGCCAACACCCUACAGGACAAAGUUUGCGAGUUUCAGGCUCGACUUCACUCUGAAGAAGUAGCCCGCCACCUGCUGGUCCAGCAGCUGCAGCAAAGUGUCAAAGAGAAGACGGGUGGAGGCGUUAAGACGCUACAGGAGGAGCAGACGUCAGAGACGCCCAACGGUGUGAGGGUGGUGCAGCCCAGUGACCCUGCGGAUCGUCUCAGCUGUCCAGAGGAAGAGCAGCUCGUUACUCGGCUGCGCACACAGGUGGAGGAGCUGGAGGAGAAGCUGUUGGAUCAGACCCAGGAGGUGGAGAGACUUCGCUCUGAACUGGGGGCGACAGACCUGGAGAAGCAGCUGGAGCUGCUGGUGGUGGAGAAUGAGCGUCUGAAGCAGGAGCUGAAGUCAUGCAGGAGCUCAAAGCUUCAGAAGCUCGAUGCUGCCGCAGAGACCUGCAGCUGCAGCCACUGCCCCCACAGCCAGGAUGCGGAGGCCCUGCGGAGGGAGGUGUCCCGCUGGGAGACCCAGGCCCGGCAGAGGGAGCGGCGGCUAGCUGAGCUGGAGAGAGAGCUGCUGGAGAAAAGCUCCAGGACGGAGGCCCUCCAACGGCAGCUGGACGACUCCACCCGGCAGCUGGACGACAGCCGCAGGCAGCUGGAGGAGUCGAGGCGGAGGCAGGGGGAGGCUGAGCAGAAACUCACCCUCCGGCUGCAGGAGUGCGAGGAGGAGCUCGCCAGACAGGCAGCGACGCCCCCCAGAGUCAAAUAUGUGACGCAGACGGUGGAGGUGGAGUCGGCGGACUCUCAGAAAGCUGUGGCCGAGUUGCAGGUGAAGAACAACGCCCUGCAGGAGCAGCUUUCUGCACAGAGGCAGCUGCUGCGAGAGCUUGAGACGCAGCUGCACGAGUCGCAGAGGACCUGCGCUCAGCUCAGGACGCAGCUGCUUGCCGAUCGAGGCCGUCUGUGCGGCCUCCUGUCCAAGGCCGUCGGCCGGCGCAACAGCGAGGUGGUUCGCAGGUUAUCGAAGAUCCUGGUCUAUGAAGGAGAGAUGGAGCGAGCUCAGGGUCAGCUGGAGGCGGAGAUGCAGAACCUGGAGGAGGAGAAGAACCGUGUCAUUGAGGAGGCGUUCAUCCGAGCCGAGAGCGAGAUGAAGGCCGUCCACGAGAACCUCGCAGGUGUGCGUAUGAACCUGCUGAGCCUGCAGCCGGCCCUCAGGACUCUCACCUCGGACUACAACUGUCUGAAGAGGCAGGUACAGGACUUCCCCUUCAUGCUGGACAAAGCAAUCACGGAGGCCAAACAGGAGAUCUGCCAGGUGAUCAGUGAGGUGAGCAGCACCAACCAGGAGCUGCUGCGUAAAUACAAGCGAGAGAUGAACCUGAGGAAGAAAUGCCACAACGAGCUGGUUCGACUCAAAGGUAACAUCCGUGUGUUCUGUCGCGUCCGGCCGGUCAGUCAGGAGGAGCAGGACUCCGCCGAUGCCAAAACCAUGCUGAGCUUCGACUCGGACGACGACGCCAUCCUCUACCUCUCUAACAAGGGCAAGGUCAUGACCUUUGAGCUGGAUAAAGUCUUCCCCCCUCACGCCACCCAGGAGGAGGUGUUUCAGGAGGUUCAGGCUCUGAUCACUUCCUGUAUUGACGGCUAUAACGUCUGCAUCUUCGCCUACGGACAAACCGGCUCCGGGAAAACCUACACCAUGGAGGGUGUCGCUGAUAACCCCGGCAUUAACCAGCGUGCUCUGCGGCUGCUGUUCUCUGAAGUAUCAGAAAAAGCUCCAGACUGGGACUAUAAGAUCACCGUCAGCAUGGUGGAAAUCUACAACGAGACGCUGCGGGACCUGCUCGGGGAGAAUCCUUCUGACAAGCUCGACAUAAAGAUGAAUCCCGACGGCAGCGGCCAACUCUACGUCCCCGGACUGACCGAGAUCACCGUGCAGAGUCCCGAGGACAUCAACAAGGUGUUUGAGUUGGGUCACGUCAACAGAGCGACAGCCUGCACCAACCUGAACGAGCACAGCUCGCGGUCACACGCUCUGCUCAUCAUCACGGUGUCUGGAUUCAACACAGCCACCGGCAACCGCACGCUAGGGAAGCUGAACCUCGUGGAUCUGGCGGGCUCAGAGCGGAUCGGUAAGUCGGGGGCGGAGGGCAGUCGGCUCAGAGAAGCUCAGUGCAUCAACAAAUCCCUGUCGGCGCUUGGCGAUGUCAUCAACGCGCUGCGGAGCAAACACUCCCACGUCCCGUUCAGAAACUCGCGCCUCACGUACCUGCUGCAGGACUCGCUGAGCGGAGACAGCAAGACCCUGAUGAUGGUGCAGGUCUCUCCGUUGCCCAGCAACAUGAGCGAGUCGGUCUGCUCGCUGAAGUUCGCUCAGAGGGUUCGCAGCGUCGAGCUGAGCUCCUCGUCCUCCAGGAAACACGAGAACUCGUCCACGUCGUCCUCGCCCACCCACGACAGCGUUGAGCUGGACUCCCCCCCGGUGACCCCGGUCCCUCUCCCCAUCUCUCGGGCCAGCAGCGCCGGCUCCACCCUCUCCUCCGCCUCCAGAACUCCCAGCAGCUCCCGCAGGAGGUCCCAGUCGCAGCUCUCCACAGGUCUGAGCUGUAAGAGUGGAGGAGGAAUUUUCCAGGAACGCCCGCUGUCAGUCUGUCCUCCUCCUUCUUCUUCUGUGUCCUCAUUCUGUGGUCUGAUUGGUUGGUUUGCAGACAGACAGGUAGACAGAGCCAGCCCAUUGGUGGGGGACGGUGGGCAGGACGACUGAAGCUGACGGCCUGACGGACGCCGCGUCGUCGCUGCAGGACGGGCUGCGGGGUGUCAGCCAGCGCCCUGAGGCCUCUGCCGCCUCCCUGCUGCUCUUCCUGGAUUUAUUUCCUCCUUAGCCAACAACAGGCGCGGCAAAAGCGAUCAAAGACCGAUGGAAACUUUACAGGACAGGACGGUCUUAAAUCUGGACAGACUGUCAUGAGACGAUGGCCAAACGUCUGGACUGCUGUGACGUCUGAUAUGAGCUCGCGCUCCUCCGUCGGGACUCAACUAAAAUCCUUAUUAACCCUGAAAUCAGUAUCUGCUCUCCAAUCAGUAUUUCUCAUUGUUUCUUUGUUGCACUUUAAACUUUUAGAUCAUUUUCUAACCCAAACGUGGCUGAUGAUGUGCAUAAAUGCAUAAUGUGUUUGUAUAUUUAUGUUUGACAUGCUUUAAUUUUUUUUCUUUUGGAGAAUGCGGGCUCAUCAAUUUUUUCCGUUUUUGUUUUUUUUGUGAUCCAAAUUUAAUUUUUUUUUUUUGUCUUGAAUAUUUUUUGUCUUCAUCUGUUUUUAAUCUUUUUUUUCUCUGCACCGUGUUCGAUGGAGGAUCUUGAGGCUGAAACCUUAAAGUGUACUUUUUUUUUUUUCAUAAAGUUGGGAUAAAUUUAAGUUUUUAUCACGUGUGUUGUGUUCCCAUCUGUAGUUUCUGGAGGCUUUCCUCCUUUAUCCAAUCAGGGUACUCCACGGAUCCUAAGCUGUCCAAUAGGACAUGAGCAAUACGAGGAAAUCUGUACAUUGGUUCUCAGUCUUCUGCUCCUGUGGACGUUCCUUUUAUUUCAAACUUCCUUCAGCUUGAAGAACAAAAAGACUCGAAUCGUAUCUAAACUCCUUUCUUCUCUAUGCGCUUCUGCUGUCAUCUCUUCACCUGUUUGGAGAAAACAAAAACCUCCAGGAAACCACUGGUGACCUUUGACCUGAGACAGAACACGUGUAGCUGUUGACUUGGUGCUGUUGCUGAGGCGAAGUGGACUGUUAGCUGUAGCUGUAGUAAACGGGAAUGCUUAGAAACGCGAUGAGCUGCUGUGUGUUGUUGACCUGAUGAUCAAACUCUCUGCUUGCUGUUGUUUUUUUUUUUUUGUAAUUACUUUUUAAUAAACGCUCAGAACAAACGCACA
Pelmatolapia mariae (spotted tilapia) is the source of this 5165-nucleotide messenger RNA. RefSeq names its product kinesin family member C3 (gene kifc3). Lineage: Eukaryota; Metazoa; Chordata; Actinopteri; Cichliformes; Cichlidae. Gene Ontology annotation, biological process: microtubule-based movement. Gene Ontology annotation, molecular function: microtubule motor activity; ATP binding; microtubule binding. The transcript has 24 exons. Gene Ontology annotation, cellular component: microtubule cytoskeleton. The coding region runs from base 720 to 4010 and encodes 1096 amino acids. The record is from RefSeq and is a predicted model, not a curated record.